Messenger RNA from Pseudoliparis swirei, 4716 nucleotides. It is a transcript of the gene dpy19l3, whose product is annotated as dpy-19 like C-mannosyltransferase 3. The coding region runs from base 642 to 2918 and encodes 758 amino acids. Gene Ontology annotation, molecular function: mannosyltransferase activity. Gene Ontology annotation, cellular component: nuclear inner membrane. The transcript has 17 exons. The record is from RefSeq and is a predicted model, not a curated record. NCBI's taxonomy places the organism in Eukaryota, Metazoa, Chordata, Actinopteri, Perciformes, Liparidae.
UGUUCGUAGCCCUACCGUGCAGCUAAGGUCGAGGACGACUGCUUUUUGUUGUGUCUGCUGCAGUUUGAGGGAGGACAUGUUGGUUCUCGUUUGAAGGAGCACAACGCGAGGCCCGACGGAAGCGAGGCCGGAUUCUUUCGAUGCUGCUACAUCAGAAGGAUGGGAGUUGCUCCAAAAAGAGCCAUGAAGAGGAAAUGGCAACAGAGGAGGCUCGGUGCCUGCCGAGGAGGGAAGUAGCUUUCGGGGUAAUGAGCAAAGCGUGAACUUGUUAACUGGGUCUGUUCUCUUUGACCUUAAUUUAAACUGAGGAUUAGCUCUCUCAUCAGAGUUCUUGGUGAAAAGCCAAGGCUUGUUUUGCCUCGAGCAAAUUCUAAAGGAGGAUUGAGAAGGAAGCUAGCUGCUCAUUCCCUCGGAGAAAGCUUUUUUUGUGCAUAUUUCCUUUUGGCAAGGAACUUGAAGCGAUUAAAAAGUUAAUUUAGUUGGACCGACUUCAAGAAGAGAGGCGCACCGCAUUUACACUUCCUGCCGUAAUGGAUUUGUAUCGGUUCUAUAGCUCAGCCCGGGAGCGUGCUGUUUAUCUACCUGAAUCCAGCGCAUCAAAGGAUCCAAGAGUGUAUUGAUGAUCUCCGUCGUCUCGGGCAAUGGAGCUGCGCAAGAGAGUUAAACUCAGAAAGCUGCAACAUCAUCCGGGCCCUCCGCGAGAUGCUGCAACCGAAGCGCGACGCGGUCGUAACGCGAUGUUGGGGAUGGAGUGGAGCGGCCCGGGGGAGGCUUUUCAGCUCGGACGACCUGGUGCUCAUUCCGGUCCGGGCAUCCUGCCCUGGCGACGGUGCGUCUCCGUGGCGACCGGGCUGUUGUUAGCCGGGCUGGUGGCGCUGACUCAGGCCUGGUGCGUCAACGCCAUACACGAGAAUCUGCUGUGGUUCUCUCAGCUCACGGAGGUGGAACGGGAGAUCUCCUUUCGGACCGAGUGUGGACUGUACUACUCCUACUACAAGCAGAUGUUGCAGGCCCCGUCCAUACAGGAAGGACUCUCGGAUUUGAUCCAUGACAACUUGACAGAAUCCAAGAGGACCAUCAAUCUCCUGCAGCGAAUGAAUAUCUACCAAGAGGUCUUUCUCAGUGUUCUCUACAGACUGUUGCCCAUACAGGCCUACCUGGAGCCAGUGUAUUUCUACAUUUACACAGUGUUCUCGCUCCAAGCAGUAUACGUGAUCGCUCUGUAUCUCACGGCAUGGCUGCUGUCGGGUUCCUGGCUGGCGGGCACGCUCACGGGUGUCUGGUACAUCCUCAACAGGGUGGAUACCACUCGUGUGGAGUUCACCAUCUCCCUCAGAGAGAACUGGUCUCUGCCCUUCCUAGCGCUGCAGGUCACGACCAUCACCUGCUACCUCCGGCCUCAGCUCACCGCCUUGCAGCAGAAGGUGGUGGUGUGGUUGAUGUACGUGACAACGUUCUGUUUCUGUCUGACGUGGCAGUUCAACCAGUUCAUCCUGCUGGUUCAGGCGCUCAUCAUCUACACAAUGGACUGUGCCGAAUUCCUGACGACCACACAGGUGACCACUAUGUACCUUGUCCAAGUGUGCAGUCUGCUGAGUGUGUGGCUCCUCCAGUUCUGUAACUCCAUGAUACUGGGAUCGCUGGUCCUGAGCUUCAUCGUAGCCGCACUCGUCAUCAGGCACUUCCAGUCCGGGCUGAAGACGGGAAGCACGCUGGCUCGUCUGGCCAAACUACUUCUCCACAGCACCAUGGUCCUCCUCCUCACCUUCACCAUCAAUUACCUGGCCAAGAAAGCUCUUCAGCUCAGAUCGGACGAACACAUCUUUAAAUUCAUCAAGUCGAAGCUCGCCUUGGGGCCGACGAGGGACUUUGAUGCCAGCCUGUAUCUGUGCGAGGAGGCCUUCGGCUUGCUGCCCCUCGACACACUGGAGCGCCUGGCUGGCACCCUGCUGCUGUACCCCUACGCCCUCACGCUGCUGCUGCUCAGCGCCGUGUUGGCGGCGGCCGCGCUGCAGAACCUCAGACCUAAAGGCGGUUCAGCCGAGGAGAGGAAAGAAGGCGGAGAAGGCGGAGCGGCAGCCUUUCGUCCGGACGUGGCCUACAACCUGUUGCACACGCUGUUCUACGGCCUGCUGGCCUUCAGCACGAUGAGGAUGAAGUAUAUAUGGACCGGUCACAUGUGUGCAGUCGCGGCCUACGGGGUGUGUGGGACGGAGCUGUGGACUCUGCUGCUCAACACUCUACGCUGCAACAGUAAAGUUCUGUUGAGGCUCGUCAGACACGGGGCCCCGCUGCUGCUGGUCGGAUGCCUGUAUUACAAGUUCUGGCCGAAGCUGAUGGAGGAGUUGUCAGAACUGAGGGAGUUUUUUGAUCCAGACACUGUGGAGCUCAUGACCUGGAUAAGCACAAAGACGUCGAAGACGGCGGUGUUUGCGGGCAGCAUGCAGCUGCUGGCCGGCAUCAAGCUGUGCACAGGCAGGGUUCUCACUAACCACCCCCAUUACGAAGAUAAAGACCUGCGGGAGAGGACCAAGCAGGUGUAUCAGGUGUACGCCCGCCAGUCCCCGGAGGAAGUCCACGGCAUCCUGAGGGCCGCCGGGGCCGACUACGUGGUGCUGGAGAACAGCAUCUGUUACGAGCGGCGGCACCGCCGCGGCUGCCGGCUGAGGGACCUGCUGGACCUGGCCAACGGGCACAUCAUGGACGGAGCGGGAGAGAACGACCCGGACCUCGUCCCCGCCGCCCACCCUCGAUUUUGCGAGGCCAUCAAGACGGAGGCGGCGGAGGCCACGCCGGCGGCGUACGGCGCUCUGUUCACCCGAACGUUCCAGAACAAAACCUUCCACGUGUACCGGGUCAAGAAGAAGAAGAGCAAGAAGAGCACCAAGAGCUCGACAGAGCGCGGUGUGACUCAGUAGAGCGGGAGCGGGGGUUUUACAAAGAGAAGAAGAAGAAAAAGAAAAAACGUUGUGUGGGGGGAGAAGACAUAAAAGCAAUCCUCGCUGUUCUUCCGUCUCCUCUCUGCACAGUGCCCAGCUGGGAUCAGGCCCAUUAUUUCCUCUUCUUAUUUGAACACAUGGCUCUGAACCGUGGCGGUGUGGAGGGCUCCUCUCGGAGUCCGGCUCCAUCUCCCGCCUCCCAGCUCCCACUGGGGCACGUCAACGGAGAAACCACGGCGAGGCCUGGAGGCAGCGUCUGGAACUCCUUUAGUUCCUUUAGAAAGAAGUCUGUGACAUGAACUCAAUGCUUUGCUGCUCGUUAAUAUUGUUUAAUCUCACACAAGGUGGGGUGUCGGUAGCAUCGAUCCAAUCUGGAUCUGACGUUAAAUCUAAUCGUCAAAUCUGGAGAAAAAAACGUUCUCAUAUUUUUGUUUGGGUUUUCACACAUUUCAGCAAAUAAUAACAUAAAUAACUAAAAAGUAAAACAUUGCUGAGUCGCUUGUAACUCAACAUGUUGAAAGAAAUCAUGUUUUUUUCUUUUUUACAUAUUUGCUAUUGAGCUCUUCUUUGCCAAUGAAGGUGAAGAUUUGUUGAGUUUUUCCCUCCAUGAACAUAAAUGAUUUUUUGAGAACGUGCAAGUCGCCACUGCAGUUGUGACUUUGUCAGUCAAGUGUAUAAACUAUUUUAUGAGUGAACUAUUUCCCCCGUCGGCUCUCAACUGCUUUAGUGGCUCGUUCUUCGUGGAUGUGUCUGUCUGCAUGCCGUCUCAGGAGCUGUUAAAAUGGUCAAUUUACAAUUUAUAAUGCAAUGAAAACAAUGGAAUUGUGCCAAGAGUUCAGCAGUCGUGCUAUUUGUCCUAAUUGUUUGCAUAACUUAAUUUUUGUGUGUAAAUAAGGGAAGAUUUGUUGUGUUUGAUUUUAGCCGUGAAUGACAGAUUAUAUUUGCAGUAUUAAUAAAGAGUAUUAAUGUUGCAAUACUUGCAGCAGUUGGCCAUCGGCUCAAUCCCCAUUGCGUGACCUCCUUCGGCAAUAGAUGGCGACAUCACAGAUAAUCUUCAUUGAGAUGAAAAGUCUGCCGUUUAAAGCCGCGGACGGGGCAAACCAAAUGUCUUUGUGAAGAGCUAACGGGGGAGCUACUGCAGCGGCAGAGCUCUGCACCGACUAGGUAGCGUUUCUGUUUUCUGUUUUCCGUACCGUGCCGUGUCCUCCUGUUCUGUGUCGUACAUGCUUUCAUUCAACACGGCUUAUUGUAGAGAGAGAGGCGGGAACAAAAAGCUUGCCAACGGGAUCGUUUCAAUUCAGAUUUUUAUGAAGCAUUGGUAGCGUUGUUUCCUGUUUGUCUGCGAACCGUUCCUCUUUUGUGGAGAUUUAUACUUCGACGGAAGAGUUUGAUAGGAGUGCAUCGUGCCAAUCAGCUGAUAAGCUUCUCUAGCUUUCUCCAUUUUGGGCCUUUCUGCCUCUUCUUUCCCCCAAAGGUCAGACGGCUCGCUGUUUAAUGACGUCAGAGGCUCAAAGUUCCCCGAGGUGGAUUUCCACGAUUCCCUUGAAAUUCUCGUGUUUACGCCCCAAAAUACCCGGAGCGGCGAUUUCAGACCGACUCGGGAUCCACUCGCUCAGCCGAGCGUUUAUACUCGGUCCUCUCAAAGUGCCAUGUGAGACGCCGACUCCGUGAGAAUGGAGCAAGCUGGGUUCUCUGGUUGAAAGCUCCAGAAAAAAUAACUUGAACAUUGUGUUGUUGAAUGACUUUCUGUUGUCUCAAAUAAACGUGUUUACGUAUU